GACAUCGAAAAUAAAAUAAAUCGUAUAUUAAUUUUAUUUUCGCAAUCCAUGCCCUUUACUUUCAACAAACUUCACUUUCAAGCCCGCGAAGACGAAUUCGAAGAGUAACAACCAUAUCAGAAUCUGAGAAAGCUUAAUCAUCCAUACAAUCAGAAAAGCUUUUCCAAAAAUGGCGUUAAUCUGUUCAUUUGAAAGAACCUAUUUCCAGAACUAAUUGCAAUGUUUAUAACCGACUUUAUUAAGCGCAAGUUAGAAUCAGUGUUGCAACCAUGGCUGCUGCAAGAACCGGAGUUGGAACUCAAGUUAGGGUUUCUUCGUUGUUAUGGAAUCGCCAAGAGCCUCCGCUUCAAUACUUCAGCACUGAACGAGCUUCUAGACGAUUCUACUGGCUUUUACUUCACCGACUUCAGAAUUGAUCAAUUGACCCUCCGGAUUACCAACUGGUCAGCUCCUGCAUUCAAUUGGGAAGUUCAAGGUUUCCAUAUCACUAUAUCGCCGAGGAUAGUGGAGGGGAGGGGAAGCAGCCGGGAACCAUCGGAGGUGUUGUUGGAGGACAGGAAGAAGGCUCUACGUGAAAUUGACCCUGAGGGUAGUGAAUUGUUUGAUAUCAUUGAAAAGCUUGCGAAUAUUUCCCCAUCAAGGAGCCAGAAAACUUCCCUCCCAAAGCUUAUCCUGAAUUAUUGUUCCUUACAGAUGACUGAUAUCUAUCUACAACUGCAACAUGCCAUCUCAGAUGACUCCAUUGCAUGCUUGUUGGAGAUAGAGGAGCUCAAUGCAGGCUCUCGACUUGUCAAACCUCAAUCUUUCCUCAGAGGGUACGUCAAUUCACUUAUUGUAAAUCCUAAAGAGAGCUAUUUCGAUCUUGAAAUCAGAGGUUUAAAGAUAAGGUUGAAGAGCCAUGAUCAUUUUAGCCCAGUGUUUUCUGCAACCGACAUCAUCUGUUCCUCAAAGUUGAGUGAUCUUCAGUUGAUUGAGCUCAAUUGUUCAAUUGAGGAAUUACUGUUUUCAUUUUCUCCAGCAGAUAUCUCCGUUUUAGCAAUUAUUGUGAGGGAAUCAUCAAGAAAAUCCCCAUCAAUAAGAAACGGAAGACAACUCUGGAAAGAAACUGCAACCAGAAUUCGGUCAUUGAUCUCAACACGUAGAUAUUCAAUGCAGAAAUUAGUUGGUGUAGUUAUCCUAUGGUUGCGUUACGUACAUGCCUGGGAGAAUUUGUUUUCACUGAUCGGAUAUUAUCCUAUGGACAUAAUGAUAAAAAGAUCAGCUGUAAAGAUGUCCAAAAACCAGAUGUUUUCAAAAACUUUUAGGCAUCAAUGGGAAGUAAUUUCUGAAAUUGAGAAAGAAAUACCUGCUCCAGCUAUUGCACUUGCACGUCGAGUCAUCAGAUGCAGAAAAGUCAACCAUGGUGUUUCAAGCAAUGAGGAGGUUCAAAUCAAUAGGUACUUGGAGUAUUUUCAAAAGAUAGUCCAAUUACUUUGUCUUAUAUGGACUACUUUGUGUAGCAUGUUUAACACAAAAAAAGUGGGAGUUCUUCCAAUAGAUUCCUUCCCAAAUCUUUGUUACAGACUAAACUUGGGAAAAAUUUCCAUCACCAUUUCCCCUGAUAACAACACUAAACAUAAAAAAGCUGUUACAGACAGGAGGGUUUCACCUUCACACCUGGAUCUACUUUCUUUCUGUUUAAUAUUUGAUUCAUUUAUCCUUCUUUACAACGAAAAUAUCUGUGAGAGUCAUUUGACUUUCUCCUGUGGGGGUGUCAAGGUUAUAAAUGACUAUGAAUAUUCUUCUAAAGGACACAAGAAGCCUAAAGUUCUAGACUCAGAAGCUAUCUUAUGGAGUAAGCCUGCUCUUGUUUUUAACCAAGAUAGAAUUUCUGCCUCCCUCCCACUUCUGGAAACCAUUUUAAAUCAAACAUGGUUGGAUUGGAAGACAUCUUGUGCAGAAUUUGGUGAAAUUACGAAUGAGACCUUGAAAGAUCCCUUCAUUCUCUUUGAGAUGAAGCAUUUUUUGACAGAUCAGGGGGAGAGUAGCUUGAGUCAUCGAUUUACAAAAUGUUGUUUGGCAAUGGGGCAAUUGGAUUUCUUUUUGGGAUAUUCAUCAGCAUUAUCGUUGACUCUACUUCUUAGGCAGAUACAAAAUGCUUUCAGUUUCGAGAAAGUACAAACUUCUACUCCAACAUUUGAGGCUCCAUUAGUGAAAGUCUGGGAUUGUGAUUCAUGUAUUGCUGAAAUGGAAAAGGAACUGCAUAAAGUAAUACCAGAAAAGCUUAUUGAAGUUGGAGUAUAUGUAGUUGGUCCUCGAAUCCGAGUAUCACUGAGAAAGGAUAGUUUGCAUAAAGCAGUUGAUGAUAUUCACCUUUCUUUUGAUUGUAAAAACAUUGAACUCUUGGUGUCACCGAGUCUAUUAAAUGAUUCAGCAACAGAGUGCAUGCAUAUGAUGGAGCUUCAAGUGGUUAACAUGGCUAAUUCCAAUAAUGGAAGCUACCAGUGUCAAGGGCAAAUAAGGCUUGAUGCGUCUUUAAAAAUUCAUGGUAUAAAUGUUUACCUUGAUGACUCAUCUGAAGUCCAACACUCCAAGAUUAUAACAUUAAAGCCAAUAACAGUUCAACUUUCAACACUAAGGAAGGAUAAUUGGUCUCUUGGAAAAAGUGUAAGUGCUUUCUCUGCAGUCCUAAAUGGGAAUGCUUCAGGGCUCUCUGGUCUAAUAUUUGUUGAUGAAAUGUCUGUUUUAGUCGAGGUGGUUAAUAGUUUGAUCUUUGCUCUAUCAAACACAUUGAUCACAAGCAACACAUCUACUUUUAGAAAUUCUAAUUAUUUUGAUACUCAAGAGAUAUUGGAUGUUAGUUCUGGAAAUGAGAUGCUGAUGAGUUCAAUUACUGGAAUGCCCUUGAUCAUUCUGAACACUCUCUAUAUUCUUAAAUGCACAUCUGAAAUCCAGUCAGUGGAUAUAGUCAUUCACAAGUCAAGGAAAGUCAACGCCAUAGAGAAUCAAGUCACAAUCUCCGAAUCCUUUAUGAGCCAGAAUCUGUCUGCAAACUUCUUGCCUGAUAAUGGAAUUCAGAUUACUCUGCAGAAAAAGCAUAUGAUGCUCUCAUACAAAAAAAACCAAGGGAAAAUACAAGGGGUUGUUGAUUUCCUUGGUUUACGAGCUGUUAUUUUCAGAUAUGCAAAUGAUGAUGUCAUGAAUAGAGCAAUUGGUAGUUCUACUUCUAUUUCAAAUACUUGUUUCAAAGCAGAAGUUUCCUCCACUGAACUUUAUGUGGUAGGAUGCCCUUUAAAGGAUGUAAUAACUGGAAAACAUGAGUCAAGUAAGCUUGAGAUAUCACUUUCUGUUGAGGGUGGCUUUCAGAAAAGCAUCUCUUGCCAUUGUCAGGGUGGCAUUAUCUUCCUUGAAACCACAUCAGCUGUGAUGUUCUCUCAAUGUGGAGAUUCAUACAUACGUCGUGUCAAACAUCUAUUUCCAGUUUCCCAUAUUGCAAAUGUCACUACACUUGAAGCCUCUCCAAUCCAAGAGUCACAAACUGCAGGCAUACCUGAAGAUCUUACCAUGCAUCUCUCUCAGUUUUAUCUUGCCUUAAUUGGUAGAGAUGAAUCUGGAAGACUUGAAGAGCUUCUGUUUAGUGCUGACAUGGGUUUGGACCUUAAAGUUGUGAAUAUGAAGAAAAAGUUAUCAUUUCGUCUUCCUCAAUUGUCAAUUCUUUCUCGAGUUCUUCAAGACUCUAUCAAACAUCAAAACAGUAGAGUUCAGAUUCCUCUUAGGUCUUCUAGCACAGAUCCAUCUAUCAUUCAAGCAGCAUUACUUCCAACAAAUGAUAUUCAUUCUGUAGCAAAUGAUGCAAGCAGCUCCACUUCUGAUUCGCGUAUAGAACUAUCCAGUGAAGAUUCUCAUCAAGAUUCUGAAAACUACAUUUUGAGACAGUUAUCUUGUUUCAUAGCAGCUGAAGAGCCUGUAGCAAGGGACUCUUCUGAUACAUCAAAAUCAACUCAACCUUGGGUUGGCAGUGGUUCUAUUUCAGGUUUUGAUGUGACAAUAUCAUUGUCUGAGAUUCAGAUGUUGCUUUCAGUUGCUGAGAUUUCUGGGGUCUCCACAAAAGAAACAACUUCCACAGUGCAACAAAGGCAAUUGCAUAACGAAGAGGAACCCAUGAGAAACCUGGAGGAGAUGAUCCAAGAUGGCAGUAUCAUUGCAAUCCAAGAUGUCCAUCAGCAUAUGUAUAUUGUGGCAGAAGGUGAAGAUAGAAAUUAUCGUUUGUCUGGUUCAAUGCAUUAUUCACUUGCACCACAGAUGGCUCUUUUCAAGGUGAAGUAUCAUUACCAAAAAAUAUGGAAGUCAUCAUACCAAUGGUUUUCAUUGACCUCAUUGUAUGCCAAAGAUGAAUCAGGGGAACACCUGCAAUUAAACUGUAAUCCCAGAUCAAAUUUUGUUGAGCUUUCCAGCUCAAGUAACAGUGGAACAUCACUUUGGAGAUCAAUGCCUUGCAAAUCUGCAAGUUUUGAAGAUGAUAGUGAGCUGGAGUCCUACAACAAUUCAGAAAAAAACCUAUUUUACUUGAUCAACAAGAAGAACAAUUGUUCUAUAGCUUUUGUUGAAGGGGUUCUAGAGUUUGUAAGCAUACCUGGAAAUCCAUUCAAGUUUAAAGUAUUUCAGGAUCUUUCCCUUGCCCAUGAUCCAUUAUUGCUGGAUGAAGGAAACUCAGUUUCACCCUUUAUUGAUAUCAAGAUUGACAAAAUUUCUGUGACAAUAUAUCAUGAGCUUUCAGAUACAAUCGAAAGGGUCCCACUUCUCCAGAUGUCUAUGGUUGUUCCUGAAUUUAUAAUACAGAAAUCACAUGCUAAAACCAGGGUGAUAACCAAACUUGUAACUGAGCUAUACUCGUUUGAUGCAAAGAGGAACUUAUGGAACACGUUUCUGCAUCCAGUUGAAAUAAACAUUUUCUGGAGAUCUAGGGUUCAAACCCAUGGUGUUUAUGGAGUGCCUGUUCAUUUCUAUGCUAGAAUUAAAGAGUUUCGUGUAUCAAUAAUUGAGCUUUCACUGGACAUACUUCUGUUUGUGAUUGGAAAACUGGAUUUGGCUGGUCCUUAUGCAAUUCAAAGCUCUGUGAUUCUGGGAAAUUCCUGCAAGGUUGAGAAUCAAUCAGACCUAGUCCUCCUUUGUCAGUUUUCAGAUAAACAGUAUGCUAGAAUAGCCAGAAAACAGUCCACAACUGUUUUCUUAAGAAACUUGGCUUUAGACCAGCAUCCAGACUCAGAAGCAUCAAGUGUCUCAAUCCAACUUGCAGAGAGAGGAGACUUUUUGACAUUUCCAAUUAAGUUUUCACUCUUAAAAUCUGGAACAUUUGCUUGGAGAACACGCAUUGUCUCUAAAAAUGAUUCAAAAGCAUUUCCUGGGCCAUUCAUUAUUGUAGACAUUUCAUGGAAAUCUGAGGAUGGUUUAUCGAUUGUUGUCUCUCCCAUAUUAAAAAUCCACAAUCAAACUAACUUCCCAAUCGAGCUCCGAUUUCAAAGGCCUCAACAAGAGGAAACCCACCAUGCUUCCUUAGUAGUUAAAGCAGGGGACACCAUUGAUGAUUCCACAGCAGCUUUUGAUGCCAUAAAAGCUUCUGGUGGAUCAAAGAAAGCAUUAAGAUCUAUGAGUGUUGGUAAUUUCAUAUUCUCUUUCAGACCUAAAGUUUCAGAAGACUCUCCAAGUUUCAACAAAAUGGAAUGGUCUGAUGAACUUAAAGGAGGAAAAGCUGCACGUCUCUCUGGAUUAUUUGAUAAAAUAAGUUACCAUGUACGCAAUGCUUUUCCACUCGAAUCAGAAAAAUCUUCCUUCAGUACAGCUCGUGUUCCUUCAGAAUCAAAAACAGGGGAAAUCGAUGACUUACACUUUUUAAUUCAAAGCAUCAAAAAAGAUGUUCCUAUUUUACAACCUGAUGGAUCAAAAGCUUCAGCAGUUGCACUAGUGGAACAAAAGGAAAUCUUUAUUCUUCCAACUGUUGAGAUUUCUAACCUAUUGCAGUUAGAGAUACAUGUGGUUUUAACUGAUAAAGAUCGCUAUUUGCCCCAAGAGAGUGAAAACAUGAGCAAACAGGCAACUAUUCCUUGUGGUUCAAGUGUGACUUUAUAUGCUAACCCUGAGGCAAUGUUCUUUAAUGUUACCUUAACUGCAUUUGGAUUAACUUGCAAAUCUGUAAAUUGUGGUGAUUGGGCUAAAAAGUUACUGAAGAAGAAAAAAGGUAAUCAAAACUUGGACAUGGAGUUAAACUUUGGUGAUGGAAGGUAUUUUGGUCUUUUAAGUUUGUCAUGUGGACAUAGGGGCAUACUGGAGGCUGCCAUAUAUACACCAUAUACACUCAAGAACAACACUGAUUUUGGUUUAUUUUGUCUUGCUCCAAAUCAGAAUCCCUUAUCUAGAAAUGAAGUUGAGGAACUUUCUUCUCAAGGAUAUUCAAAGCUAGGAGCUUUUCUGCCUCCUAAGUCAACAAAAUCAUGGUUCUUAAGAACAAACAAGGUGUCCCUGAAAUUAAUGGAUGACAAAGCAAAUGAAGCUCUGCUAGAUUUAGAUGCAGUCUCAGGUGUUACAGAGAUAAAUCUAGAAAUGGAAGAAAAACCAGGACUCAUAUAUAUUACAAAAUUGGGUGUUUCAUUACAUUCAUCAAUUAACACACAAACUCCAUCACAAGUAGUAUCUUUGACUCCAAGAUAUGUAUUACUAAAUGAAUCAGAUGAAGUGAUCACUAUUCGUCAGUGUAACCUAGAGGAUGACGUGGAGUGUACGACAACUGUCAGUAGUAAACAGAGAAAAGCUUUACGACUUUGCAACAAAACAAACAAAAAGAGGGAAACUAGCAUUUUUGAGAAUUUCAUCAGAAAGCAUAGAAAUGGUGAAGAUGAUUCAUUGCUGUUUAUUCAGUUUUCUCCAAAUGAAGCUGGAUUAGGUUGGUCAGGGCCAAUAUGUGUUGCUUCAAUGGGGAGAUUUUUUCUAAAAUUUCCAAGAUCUAUAAAAGAAAAAGAAAACCAAGAAAAUACACAAGAGUUUGCUGUUGUGAUUGUUUCUGAAGAGAAUUCGUCUCUUGUUUUACGCUUCCACAGACCACCUCAUAUGAAUUUGCCUUAUAGGGUUGAGAAUUGUUUGCGUGAUGCAUCAAUAACUUACUAUCAAAAGGGUUCAACAGAACUAGAAACUUUGGGAUCUGGAAAGCAAGUUAAUUAUGUAUGGGAUGAUUUAUCUCUUCCUCAUAAGCUAGUCAUCCAAAUAAGUGAUUUGCAUCUGCUACGUGAAAUUAGCCUGGACAAGGUGCGUGAAUGGAAACCGUUGUAUAAAGUCAGUCAACGUAGAGCAUUAGGGUUAAAUUUCCCUUUGGAUAAGAAGAAGACAGGAGAAAAGGGUAAAAUGUCAAAAUUGAGUCACGUAAAUGAGAUGGAUAUGGUGAAUUUGGGGUAUGAAGUUUAUGCACAUGGCCUCACUAGAGUUCUUAGAAUUUGUGAACGUAAUGACAGCAGAAAACUAAAUAGACAAUUCUACCCUGGUGCUAAAAUUACAUUAAGAGUCUCUAGAUUUUCUAUCCACUUCAGUGAACGUGCAAAACAGGAAGAAGAGUCAGAUGAGUCACUUGUCUACACACCAAUCAUUGUUAUGCGGCUUAAUAACAUCAGUCUGGAUUCCAUGCUUACUGAUCAACAAAGACUGAAUCAACUUAGGGUUCAGUCUGUGAGUGUGGAUCAAAAGUGGGUAGGAGCUCCUUUUGCUGCUAUGCUUCGAAGACAUCAAACUGGAUUCUCAGAUACAUAUGACAACAUGCUUCGUGUAGUUCUCAUUUUGCUUCCAUCAAGCUCUAAUAUCAGACAAAUAAAAUACUUAUCCAUUGUUCUUCAGCCAUUUGAUUUGAACUUGGAUGAGGAAACCCUGAUGAAAAUUGUCCCUUUCUAUAGAACAUCACUCAGUGAUCCAAAUACUCCUAGUCAGCAGUAUUACUUUGAUCAUUUUGAGAUACAUCCAGUAAAGAUCAUAGCAAGCUUUCUCCCAGGAGAUUCGUAUUCUAGCUAUAAUUCAACACAGGAGACAAUGAGAUCUUUGUUGCACAGUGUGAUAAAGGUUCCUGAAAUAAAAAACAAGACUGUAGAACUGAAUGGUGUCCUGGUUACUCAUGCAUUGAUUACUAUACGUGAACUUUCUGUCAAGUGUGCACAACAUUAUUCAUGGUAUGCCAUGCGUGCAAUCUAUAUAGCAAAAGGAAGCCCAUUGCUUCCUCCAGCUUUUGCUUCAAUUUUUGAUGACUUGGCUUCUUCAUCCCUUGAUGUCUUUUUUGAUCCUUCAACUGCUUUGAUCAAGCUUCCUGGUCUCACCUUAGGCACAUUCAAGCUACUGAGUAAAUACAUUGAUGGUAAAGGCUUAUCUGGCACCAAACGUUAUUUAGGUGAUCUAGGAAAAACUGUUAAAACGGCUGGAUCAAAUAUACUGUUUGUUGCUGUGACUGAGAUAUCAGAUUCAGUGCUGAGGGGAGCGGAAACCAGUGGUUUUGAUGGAAUGUUUGGUGGGUUUCAACAAGGAGUACUGAAACUGGCAAUGGAGCCUUCCGUAUUGGGUAGUGCUUUUACAGAAGGUGGCCCAGAUAGAAAAAUUAAGCUUGAUCGUAAUCCCGGUAUUGAUGAGUUAUAUAUAGAAGGAUAUUUGCAAGCUAUGCUGGAUACAUUGUAUAAACACGAAUAUCUCAAAGUCAGAGUCAUCGAUGAGCAGGUUGUUCUAAAGAAUCUACCCCCAAACAGUGUUCUGAUAGAUGAAAUUAUGGAUCAUGUGAAGGGUUUCCUCAUCAGCAAGGCAUUGUUGAAAGGAGACUCUUCUUUCUCUCAUCCCUUACAUCACCUUCGUGGACAAAAUGAAUGGAGAAUCGGUCCAACGAUUUUGACUUUGUGCGAGCAUCUGUUUGUGAAUUUUGCAAUCGGGUGGCUGAGAGAGCAGGCGGGUGAUCUGACGGCUAAAAUCAAUUGGGGGGACAGGUUUAAGGGGGACCCACCAAAAGAAAUAGUAAAAGAAGAGGAGAGUAGUAAGAUGUCUGUAUUGAAAUGGGGAGUUGGGAGGUUUGUGUUUGCAGGUAUGGUUGCAUAUAUUGAUGGAAGGUUAUGUCGGUGUAUACCUAAUCCUGUUGCAAGGCGUAUUGUUAGUGGUUUCGUCUUAAGUUUUCUAGACAAAACUCGUGAUAAAUGAUUUUUUUUUUUUUUUUUUGAAAUGUAUAUGAAGAA
Messenger RNA from Lactuca saligna, 9218 nucleotides. The record is from the annotation of a GenBank genome assembly. Lineage: Eukaryota; Viridiplantae; Streptophyta; Magnoliopsida; Asterales; Asteraceae.